AUGGGCACAGAUCAGCAGACUGCCAAUAUCUCACAAGAGGAUACCUCUUUUAUUCCCCCCAGCAUCGAUACAGAGCGCUUGCUCGCCGGAGACUCCUACGCCUACUACACGCCCUGUCCUACCGCAAUCACACCUCACAGCAAAUCACCACUUACUCAAGAUCCUGUGGAGACUACACAAUGUGUCCUGGGUGUUGAUGAGGCUGGCCGUGGCCCUGUGCUCGGCCCUAUGGUCUACAGUGCUUUUUAUCUGCCCAUGGACCUCCACCAUCCUCUACUAGCCGACGAACACAGAUUUGACGACAGUAAAGUCCUGACUCCUGGCGUGCGCGCAAAGCUCAUGCGGCUGCUCAACACGCCCGGUCAAAAUCUCCAUGACUCCUGCGGGUACGCGAUCAAGGUUCUUUCAGCCCGUGACAUUUCCUCCGGCAUGAUGAAGCCAAACACCGCCGUCUACAACCUCAAUGCCCAAGCGAUGGACGCAACGAUUGAGAUUAUCCGCGGUGUAGUGGAAGAACGGGGUAUAGAUGUGCGGGAGGUGUACAUCGAUACCAUUGGGAACCCGGCGACAUACCAGCAGAAACUGGAGCGGAUCUUCCCUUCUUUGAAAAUCACCGUCGCGAAGAAGGCUGACUCACUGUACCCGUGUGUGAGCGCUGCCAGUGUUGCAGCCAAGGUUACGCGUGAUGUGGCGCUCGAAGUGUUAUAUGAGGCUAUCCGCCCUGCUCAAGAUUCCGACGGCGCGUCGGCUCCCGAGGGAUGGGGUAGUGGCUACCCAUCAGACUCCAAGUGCGUCGGCUGGCUCCGACGGAAUAUGAAUCCUGUUUUCGGCUGGGGUAAUGAAUGCCGCUUCAGUUGGGGCACAGCAAAGGAGAUGCUAGAGCUGAAGGGUGGGGCUCGAGUGGACUGGCCAGUGGAUGAUGAUGAGGGAAAUGGCAUGCUCAGCGAGUUUCUCCUAGCGCCUAGUUGGGGCAAGGGAUCCAGCAAAGAUGGUCUCCGGGACUGGUUCGGGCAAAAACAAACUGAGAUCAUAUAA
This is a messenger RNA of Penicillium macrosclerotiorum, 1035 nucleotides long. RefSeq names its product ribonuclease H2 catalytic subunit RNH201. Gene Ontology annotation, biological process: DNA replication, removal of RNA primer; mismatch repair. The transcript has a single exon. The record is from RefSeq and is a predicted model, not a curated record. The coding region runs from base 1 to 1035 and encodes 344 amino acids. Gene Ontology annotation, molecular function: RNA-DNA hybrid ribonuclease activity; RNA binding. Gene Ontology annotation, cellular component: ribonuclease H2 complex. Lineage: Eukaryota; Fungi; Ascomycota; Eurotiomycetes; Eurotiales; Aspergillaceae.